Molecule: messenger RNA, 1636 nt
Organism: Trametes versicolor FP-101664 SS1
Lineage: Eukaryota; Fungi; Basidiomycota; Agaricomycetes; Polyporales; Polyporaceae
Exons: 7
Coding region: 285-1604 (439 amino acids)
Source: RefSeq, a predicted model, not a curated record
AAACCUUCAUGUCGACAGCCCAGCACCAACGAUAGACAAACCCACGCCGCUAGAUCUAUGCUAGCCUCGCAAACUUGAGUUAAAGAUAAGUAUCUCACCCCUCGCAGGGGCGGAUAGAGGGAGCCAAGCGAGCAUAUUUCCAACGAAUUAGACACUAUCGCUACUGGACAGAGCAAUGCAUGGGAAAGUCAGUCGCCUGAUAUCAGCUGUUAUUUGCGACAUUCGCUCCGUACCCUCUUCAUCGUCUUGCCUGCUCCCUACACAUCCUCAAGAAGUCCCCGGAAAUGUCGCUACCUGAGUAUCGGUCCAGUUCCGCAGCCGCCUCUCAGCUGGACAUAGACCAGUCCGCGCUUCCGGGAUACAGCCGCACGACUAUGACCGUUUGGGACGUCCCUCCGGCGGAACAAGAACAUCAGUAUCACUUGACGGACAAGAAGACCGGAGCGCAAUGGCUCACAAUGACAGUCAUGAGCCGAGCAAGUUCCGCCAGUGAACAGCCCACCUUCUAUCAAGGCGCCAAUAUUGCGGGGUCUUUGAAGCUUGAUUUGGAGAAAGAGGUUCUCGUGGAUGAGGUCACCCUUGCUCUAUACGGACGUCUCAGCAUCUUCUCGCACUCCACCUCCAACUUCUUCUACACCUCGAAGACGCUCUAUUCCGCAGCCGAGCAAAGCCCCAGCGGCUCCCCCGUGACCUCUCUCUUGAAACGCGGCAGGCUCCAAGGGCACUACGACUGGCCAUACUCCGUGCGACUCCCAAAGGGCGUCAGCAUCCUCUCUGCGAUCAACGACGGCCGGGCAGAGCGCACAAAUUAUCGCCUACCGCCCAGCUUCUCGGACAAGCGAUUGAAUGCCCAUGUGCAGUACACGCUCGUUGUCCGCGUCACUCGCGGCGGGUUCAAGGGGGGCAGCAAGCUCACCGUUCCGCUCAAUUACAUACCGCUUGCGCGGCCUAGCCCGCCUAGCAUCCUCAGACAGCUUGCAUACCAGGAGGACCAUCCGCUUGUAGGGCCCGACGGCGAUCCGGAUGGCUGGAAGGCUCCCGAGCCUGUUAAGAUUGAGGGUUUCUUAUUCAAGACCGUCCGCGUUCGAGCAACAUGUGACCUACGCAUCUCGAAGCCUCUCUCAUAUACCCGCGGCGGGCUUGUUCACUUGCUCUGCUCCAUACGCAGCGAUAACCAGCAGUUUCUCGACCUCGUCACACCUCAGUGCAUAAACCUGGCCCUUGUCCAGCGCAUCACCUUUGGCGAAGCCGCACAGAAGACACGCUUCUCCGAACGGCUCGAGGCGCAAGCGACUAUCAAAACAAUCGAGCGUGCCUCCGCGUCGUGGUGGCGAGUGCCCGCGGUGGACGAACCGGGGGUGAAAGCGUUUGCUGGUGAACUACGGGUUCCCGCAGAACUUGCUCCUGCUUGUCAAAUCUUACACUAUGGCCACGAGUACGAGCUGAUCUUCCGGGGCCUUGGCGCAGUAGGCUUUACCCUGGUCACAGAGUCGAAGAAGCCGCUGUUGGUGGAGCCUAUCACUAUCGUCACUGCGUUCGCCCAGGCGCCUCGCGCUCGGUCCUAUGUCCCGCCUGAGUACGCGACGAAAGCAGAAGGGCAUUGAUUCUCGCAGCCGGGCCUCAUGUAACAUAUCGC